Messenger RNA from Zychaea mexicana, 201 nucleotides. RefSeq lists its product as uncharacterized. Lineage: Eukaryota; Fungi; Mucoromycota; Mucoromycetes; Mucorales; Lichtheimiaceae. The annotation marks the transcript as partial. The transcript has a single exon. The record is from RefSeq and is a predicted model, not a curated record.
GUCAAGAUCGUACCAGUGAACUUGUUCAUUGAUGACACUAGCGGCAACCGAUCAAAAAAAUGGAACAAGUUCGAUAGCUGGUCUCUAACGCCCGCUGCGCUUCUACUCACUGAACGCAACAAACGGGAGAACACGCACUUGAUCGCUGUCCACAACAAAUUGACUGCUUUGGAGAUGCUUCCCUUUAUUGUCGAGGACUUG